AAGACCAGACGACAACACACGGCGGGAAGGUGUGUGUACUGACACGGACACCACCACAACAAUAACCGACUUCCGAGUGAGACUUUUGUGAAACCAAAGUUUGUGUCACAACUGUGAAGCAGUGGCUAUGUGUUUUUUAGACCGUGGAUUACAGCAGAACAAACGAGAUUGUGUAUUGGAUAGUUAGGAUAAAGGCCAUUAAAGGCUGUGUAGUUCAGGUCCUAACCAAGAUGGAAAAAUUAACAUGGAGUUUCGUGUUAUGAAAUUCGAGACCUUUCCUUCGAUUCACCCUAGUAAUGCCGGUCAUUUAACCGGCUCACGGCCGCGAUGAGACUAGCCGGCAUGUCGCUCUACGACACGGCCACCGACGCCCUCUCGCUCAACUCGAGCACCCAGCCGCCCCUCAACGUCACCAUCCUGGUGGAGCUCAACGACAUCAUGUUCCGCCGCCUGGCGCCCGCCAUCGCCGUCUUCAUCGCCCUGAUGGUGGUGGGCGUGGUCGGGAACGUCUUCGUGUGCUACAUCUUCCUGAAGAAGCUGCGGCGGUCGACCCAGAACUUUCUGCUGCUGUGCCUGGGGGUGUUUGACCUGCUGAGCACGUGCGUGGGGAUCCCGUCAGAGAUCUGGGACAUGAGGCACUACUACCUGUACGACUCGUCGCCGUGGGCUUGUAAGGCUAUGAGGUUUCUGACGACGCUUCCGUCAUUCGCCUCCAUCUUGGUGCUCAUGGUCAUCGCAGUGGACAGGUACAGGAAGGUCUGCAAGCCCCUCCAUCAACAAAUCCAAGUCUCCUGGGCCAAGACGUCCAUUAUCAUCAUCCUCGUCGUAUCUCUCGUCUUCUCCGUCCCAGCGCUGUAUAUCUACGGGCAUCGAACAUUUCCUUCCGGGGUUGAGGGAGUUAACGGUCGGGAUUGUUCUGUUGACGAUUAUUUCAUUGGCAAGUCGUACCCACUUGUGUACGAGUCGGUGCUCGCUUCCUUGUUUGUUAUCCUGGCAAUUAUUUUAACUUCAUUGUACAUCCGUAUAUGGAUGGAGACUAGAAGACACCGGAAGUACAUGAAGACACACGCAGUCAUGGGGACGGUGCUUAUGGAAGACAGCGCUUAUAAUUCCUCCACCAACUACGAUUCUUCCACAGACAAUCUUCCGGAUAAUUUUAAACCCAGCUCGAAACGAAGUUCCAACUCGUCCAAUUAUAAAAGAGGGUUUUUGAAGAGAGCGAAGUAUAGAAGAUACAGAUCCAAAAGCCAAGAUUCAGCCUGCUCACGCGGGCGUGCUGAGAAACGACCGUCAUGCCCUAGUAAACCUGAUGAAGACAAUGAUUCCAAUCAACCCAGAUCGAAAUGGGUUAUCGGAAAUGAAACUCCGGUGAAGCGGAACUCCGCUGAUAUGAGCGAUGAAGGUUUAGACGCCCACGCGAUUUCUAACGGCGUGAGUAACGGAUUUCAUGAUCAUCCGGACGGUAAGGGUUGCGAAACGAUGAGGUCUUCGCUGAGGAGAAGUGUUAAAAACCACGAGAAGAGGGACACGAACGGAGGGGAUAAGGAACUGAUAGUCAUUCCAGAAGGGGUACAGUUAAACCUAACCUUAACCAACAACCAACAAAACACGUCCGACUUUGUUAUCAAACCUGAGUCCAUUCCUGUAAAGCAAACGGGAAUUUCGGCGAGUCGCAACGAUACAAAACACAGAAGCAGCUUUAAAAACGGAACCAACGAUCCGUUGCCUGGUACUAAAAACUCGGAAUUUUCCAGAAUUAAUAGUGAGUCAGGAGACUGUGACGUCAUGCACGGGGAUAACGGCCGCGAGAAGUACUCACGCAAGAGUUCCGAGACUUUAGAAGACUGCGCGGGUCUGAAGAAACAGGACGCGCGUCCGGUCGACGGCAUGAAACCCAAUCGCGUGUCUUUUGUCAACAAAAGUGGCGACGAACUAGAUUCUGACGCAGAGUUAAAAGAACCACAUGCAGACGAAGAAGCGGUGUUCCAGCCGAUUUUAUCCCAGGAAAAAAUAACCGCGAACGGAACGCGUUUAAACGGAAGUGUAAGUACACUUGGUUCCUUGCCAUUAGACUUGGGUUCAAACACACAUCGUGUUCUAAAACACAGCAAAUCAACACAGUCACUUACAGCUAAACGAGUCAAAAAAGCACUGCGGGCCACUCGCACGACAGUCAUAGCUUCGGUGAUCACCCUUGGGUUUAUAUUGAGUUAUCUCCCUCAUUUGAUUCUUGUUAUUCUCCGUUCAGUGAAGAUCGACUUUGAGCACCACCUAGGCGACGUCUCGCUCAUCUUCUACAACAUCCUCUUACGCUCCUACUUCGCCAACAACGUCAUCAACAUCUUCGUCUACGGCUCCAUGAACCUCGAGUUCCGAUCCCAGCUCCUGAAGCUGUGGACGAACAUGCAGCAUCCCUGCCACAAGCACCACGCGCCGGAGACUGUCUCUAGGAGAAACACGCUGGCCGGUGCUCCCAUAUAUCCGGACCCCCCGGAAAUAGUUCCGGGGUUUAAACAAUUUGAAGCGACACACUUACUAGAUGAGUCGAACUGUGUCCAGAUUUUAAAAGAAACUAGUUGUUAAGUUGUGCAGUAUUUGUUUUUAUUUAUUUUUACAUCUAUUUUAUACACGUUUGUUUGAAAUUGAAAUGCUUGAUAUUACAUACACAUGUCUAUAAUAAAUACAAGAAAAAGUAUAAACUUAAUCAGCGUUUUGCGUUUUUAAUCUUAAUUUUUUGAAAACAAUAACAAAAACUCAUUAAAAUCCCUAUAGAAAUGUAUGAAACCAGCAAUAUACAACGUUUAGAUCUAGUGCCUCCAUUUGAUUCUAUGGAUUCUGCUAAUGAAAUACUUUUAUAUAAAAAAAAAUAUGCGGUUUAUGUUUUCAUCUACAGCCAGUGCCGGUGCCAGGUUAUUUAGCGCCCUAGGCAAAACUUAUUAAAACGCCCCCUUUCACACAAUAUCAUUACUAAAACAUAUGUAUAAGAAAACAAUUAAUUAAAAGUGACAUAUAAGUUUAUUAUCAAUUGCAUACACGUUAUAAGUAGACAUCAAAAUCAAAAUUUACUUGCCUCCUUCGUCUCAAAAGUUUGUACUAAUUCCUUCAAUUCCAGUUUGCAAGCGUAAUCACAUUUUAUUUUGAAAAAAGUUCUUUUAGUGUUGGGCUCCAUGCUGUCCUCCCAAGGUGAGUUCCAUAACGGAAAUUACCUGUUUUAAGCUUGACUGUCUAGUUAUAAUAUUGUAAAAUG
Messenger RNA from Physella acuta, 3247 nucleotides. RefSeq lists its product as uncharacterized. The record is from RefSeq and is a predicted model, not a curated record. Gene Ontology annotation, cellular component: membrane. Gene Ontology annotation, molecular function: G protein-coupled receptor activity. Lineage: Eukaryota; Metazoa; Mollusca; Gastropoda; Physidae. Gene Ontology annotation, biological process: G protein-coupled receptor signaling pathway.